Messenger RNA from Archocentrus centrarchus (flier cichlid), 3295 nucleotides. RefSeq names its product cysteine-rich secretory protein LCCL domain containing 2 (gene crispld2). Lineage: Eukaryota; Metazoa; Chordata; Actinopteri; Cichliformes; Cichlidae. Gene Ontology annotation, cellular component: extracellular region. Bases 247 to 1803 code for a protein of 518 amino acids. The transcript is spliced from 15 exons. The record is from RefSeq and is a predicted model, not a curated record.
UUACACAGUUCCUCAGGAACAUCGCCAACUAGCAGCAGCAGCAGGAGCAGCAGCCCGGGCAUCUCAUAAGAGAAUUUUAAUACAGCUUUCCGGCGCGCAGAGGAAGGUGCACCGAAAACAUUCAAUCAACUGGAUACUAACUAAGAAACAGAGAGGUUUUAUCCGGAACUGUGAAAAACGGCGUUCAUUUAUAAGCUGCUGUCCACUUAAGUCUGAACGUGUCAACCACACAGCUCAAGUGUCGGGAUGACCUGCACUACUGUGACCUGGCUCCUUGUCCUUGUCCUCAUGCUGUUGUGCAUCAGAGACUCAGCUUCCCUCUUCCUGCCAGACUCCAACGAGCUCAGAAAGCUACUGAGCCGCUAUGAAGAGGAAUCAGACCAGAAAGGCACCAGCAACACAGCUGGUAACAGGACCCGUAGAGCCAUCCUCUGGUCAGACCGUGAGGAGAUCCUUCAGCUGCACAACAAGCUGAGGGGUGGGGUUUACCCCACUGCUUCAAACAUGGAGUACAUGAUUUGGGAUGAUGAGUUGGAGCGAUCUGCCACUCAGUGGGCAGAGGAAUGUCAGUGGGACCAUGGACCUCAGGACCUGCUCAUGUCUAUUGGACAAAACCUAGCAGUUCACUGGGGCAGAUACCGCUCACCUGCCUUCCAUGUCCAGGCCUGGUACGAUGAAGUGAAAGACUACACCUAUCCCUACAGCCAUGAGUGUAAUCCCUGGUGUCCAGAACGGUGCUCUGGGCCAAUGUGCACCCAUUACACCCAGCUGGUCUGGGCAACUACUAACCGAGUGGGCUGCGCUGUGCACAUGUGCCCAAAGAUGAACGUGUGGGGAGAAAUAUGGGAGAACGCUGUUUACCUUGUGUGCAACUACUCCCCAAAGGGCAACUGGAUUGGAGAGGCCCCGUACCAGCACGGCCGCCCUUGUUCCCAGUGCCCCCCAAGCUAUGGAGGAGGAUGCAGAAAUAACCUGUGCCACAAAGACUCUCAGCACCCGGAGGCUGAAGACAUGAAUGAGGUGGAGAAGCCUCAGGUUCCACUGCCACCUCGUACCACUGCCAGACCUAAGCCUUUUGUUCCAAAGAAACCAGCGUCCAAACCCGUCACCCCCAAGAGCCCUAAUCCCAGGACAUCAUCUUCAAAAACUUCCAGCAACACCUAUCUUGCUCACAAUAUUAAGUGUGAGACGAGACUACGAGAUAAGUGCCGAGGUGCGACCUGUAACAGAUACAACUGUCCUGCUAACUGUGUGCAUAAGAAAGGAAAAGUUUGGGGAACUGUCACUUAUGAUGUGCAAUCAAGUAUUUGCCGAGCUGCUAUCCAUUAUGGUGUCAUUGACAACAGUGGAGGAGUGGUCGAAGUCACGAGAAUGGAUAAGCUUCCGUUCUUUGUCAAAUCCACAAAGAAUGGUAUUGAGUCUCUCAGUAAAUAUAAACAUGGAAAUGCCUUUAAGGUGGCCAAAGUGGAAGAAUUUACAGCUGAUUGUUACACUACAGUGGCUGAAAUCUGCCCUUAUAAAGGACCCAACUCACACUGUCCAAGAGUCUUUUGCCCAGAGAACUGCAAUGCUCAACCUUCUUACUGGUCACCUGUUAUUGGAAACAACAUUUACACAGAUAACUCCAGCAUCUGUAAAACAGCCAUUCACGCAGGCGUGAUCAAACCAAAUGGCGGGAUCGUCGAUGUUCUGCCUCUGGACAAGAGAAAGAGCUACACAGGAGUCUUGAAAAAUGGCAUCCAAUCUGAAAGCAAGAGCAACACAGAGGGAGGAUCCUUCCGACUCUUUGCUGUGAGGCAGUGAGACUUUAGUUCAGAAAAUCUGAAGACCAACAGAGUCACCUCAGCUGCUCACGGAAAGAAGGAAGUGCCGACAGCUUUGAUGCCAUGGCUGUUUGUCUGUGCCACAUGAUUGGCAGACACUUCCCCCACUUAGUUAACAAACAGUAGUCACACAGUAAAUCAUCCAAUAAUAAAUAGAUAGGCCUUCAUGUUUCUUCAUCUUUUCUUAGACUUACAUAAUCUGUGAAUACAGAAUUUUUUAUAUAUAUAUUAUAUAUAAUUCAUUGAACAGUUGGUGCUGGAAGUUUGGAGUUAGACGUGUUUUACAGAAAGUAUUAUGUUUACAUUGACGUUCUUAUUACAUGUGCCAUUUGCUUUUCAUACACAGGAAUGUAUCCGGAUCACACUGUAUUUAAUCAUUGUGUACAGAAUAUAUUAUGUUUUGUUUGUUUUUAGAACUAUUAACAUGUUUUUACAUUUUUUAAACAAUUUUUAUAGCCCUCUUCUUCAUCAGCUUGAUAAGAUUUGCUUUUCUAAUUCUUAGCAGUGAAGUCCAAGUUUAGCGAUGUGCUCACUGCGAGCGAAGAUGUUUUGGUGGUUUGGUAGAAAUUUUAAGGCAGAUACCAGAUACUGCCAUGUAGAGGUGAUCAGCUGAAGAAGAGCUGGUGUGGGUGUUCAGAAGGGUGACAGUUUGUUUAUUUCUAAUAAAGGUCAGAAAUAUCCCAUUUUAUAUUUAUUAUUGCUUAGUGCUUUUUUCAUUUCUUUAUUUCUCAUAAAUAUAUUCUAUGAAAAAGCACCCCCCCCCACCUACUUUCCACUUGAGACAGUUGAAUGUGUUGCAUGUUUCAGAUACAGAGAUUUUUUUUGUUUAAAGACUAGAUCACAUUGAGAAGAGUGUAAAGAUUUUCAAGAUUUACAUCACCAAACUGCACUUUGAAGUAACUGACACUGUGCAGAACACACAGGAGACAAGCAUAAUAUCUCUCACUGUAAUGGAUCAAUGCACGGUUUCAUUUGACCCAGUCCAAUUAAUAUGUUUGCUCUGUGCACGUCUUCAUUUAGCUCUGUGAAAUGAUUUCAUUGUGUCACUUAAAUGCACAGAAAAGAGGGCACGAUACUUAGUAGAAACCAAUGAAACACAAGUAAAGCCCAUUUUGUGUAGCAGGACUGCACUCCUGCUGAACACACCGAACAUUGUAGUCCCAUUUAGCCUGUUAUCCUACCUGCUGGUUUUCUUCUUUUCCAACUUCCUGUCUCUCUAUUCUACCUCAGUCCUGUCGCUGUGCUAAGCAUUUAGAUCUUUUCUACGUGGGAAAUUUUGUGGAAAAAUCAUAAAGGUUUUGUAAAGUCGUGGGUUCUGUAAAUACUAUGAUUUUUUGUUUUUGAAUCAUCUUUAUACAGUAAAAUUAUAAUUAGAUUAUAAUUGUGUGAAUUUGUUUCAGUUGUCUUGGCUGUAUUGUGUUUAUACAGAUGUAGGAUGCCAUCUACACUUUUUGCACAAUUUGAAAAUAAAG